Molecule: messenger RNA, 591 nt
Organism: Paramuricea clavata
Lineage: Eukaryota; Metazoa; Cnidaria; Anthozoa; Malacalcyonacea; Plexauridae
Source: the annotation of a GenBank genome assembly
AUGACUAGGCGCCAAAAGAUAGCUGACAUGAUUAUGGAUAACCCCGAGGUGUUCACGGGUAAGAUCGGCAAAGCCAAAACGAAUGAGGUGUCCCUGAUGAUCGAUGACAGUGUCACACCAGUAGUCCAGAAACAGAGACGGAUACCAGUCAAUCUCUCAGAACGGGCAGAAAUCAAGAUCCAAGACCUCCUGGACCAAGACAUCAUAGAACGAGUUCCAGAUAACCAGCCACGCAGUUGGGUCAGCCCUCCGGUGAUUGCUCCCAAACCAGAUUCCAACAACAUUCGUUUUUGCAUCGAUAUGCGCACCAAAUCUGCCCAAGAUAUCCUCCAGUUGGAGAUGCACAAGAUGCUGUCCGGUAUCCCAAGCCAGGUGAACAUAGCGGAUGAUAUCUUGAUUGGCGGGUCAGUCGAAGAGCAUGAUGCAGCCCUGCAAAAAGUCCUGUCAGCCUUAACGAGUAAUGGUAUCACCGUGAAUCCUGAUAAGUGUGUCUUUGAUGUAGAGGAGGUGCGAUUCGUCGGGCUGGUGUUCAACAAGCAGGGCAUAAAACCCGACCCAAAGAAUGUAAAGAAUCUACAAGAUGCAAGUUAA